AUGGAGAUUACCGAUACGACGAUGAGUAUAAGAAACCAUAAGAUCAAAUGUAAGGGAGUUGAUGUGACUAAGGACCGUGGUCGGCUAGAAGAUACUAGAAAGAUUGGUGACAAGAGUAGGGAUGAUAAAAGUGAUGAUAAUAGUGUUGUUGAUCAAAAGUGA
Dovyalis caffra is the source of this 162-nucleotide messenger RNA. The record is from the annotation of a GenBank genome assembly. Lineage: Eukaryota; Viridiplantae; Streptophyta; Magnoliopsida; Malpighiales; Salicaceae.